AUGAAUAUUUUAAAACUUGAUAAAUUAACAGAUGAGAUGAUGAAUUUAAGUUUUAAAGAUUUCUAUAAUUUUAUUGAAAUUGCAUUAAAUAAAGAAUUAAGUGAAUUAUUUCAAGUUCAGUCAAUUCGAGAAAUGUCAUCGUUAUCAUCAGUAACUGUAAAUCAAUUAACACAUAUACUUACUUUGGAGAUUACAGAUUUAAUAGAUCUAAAAAAAUCACUUGGAUACAUGACAAGUCAUGGAGUUUUUCAUCUCCGACUUGGUCAUCAACAAUUAUUAGAGCGUCUUUUGUCAUUAGUACAAGCAAAAAAUACUUCAUCUGUAAACAAUCGUGUAGUAUCAAAUAAUUUUAUAGAAAAUGACAUAUAUGUAAAGUUAACAGAAUUAUUAAAACAUCAAGCAUCUAAUUUAUCUAAUGUACAUAAUUUCUCUAUUCUUGUUCCAUGGAUUAUAAAUAUUUUUCAAAAUAUGACAACAACAAAAAAUAGAUAUAAUUAUGAUGUACAUAUUCAGCAAUUUGCUUUAUUAAUAUUUAUUCUUGGAGGUAGAAACUGCUAUGAAUUUCUACGUCUCAACUUAUCAGGAUCAUUACCUCAUAUUUCAAGUAUAGAAUCAUUGAUAAGGAAUCAAAAUAUAAAAAUAAUGGAAGGGAAAUUUAGAUUUCAACUAUUACAAGAUUACGUAGAAUCUAAUAAAUGUAAUUAUGUAUUUGUAGCUGAAGAUGCUACUAGUUCAAUAUCUCGUAUAGACUAUGAUGCAACAUUGAAUUCAUUUAUUGGCUUUUCUGCACCUUUAGUCAAUGGAGUACCACAAUCGAAUUUUUUCCAGACGGAAAAUUUUGAGCAAUUAGAAUUAUGGUUUAAUGAUAUAGAUAAAGCUAAAUUUAUUAAUUUAUACAUGUUAAAAUCUUUAACAUUAUCAGCUCCACCAUUCAUUUUAUCAGCUUACGGAUCAAACAAUAAAGCAAAAGCAAUUGAAAUCUUAAGAAGAUGGUUAUUUAUUCAUGAUCAGUGUUUAAUUCAAGGUGUACAUGUUAUAGGUUUUAGUUCUGAUGCUGAUGCACGUUAUCUUCGAGCAAUGAGAUUAUGUUCACGCUUUUUUGCAACAUUACCAAACUUCAAUAUAUUUAAACAUAAUGAUCCAUAUCAUGUGAAAAUACCAAAACAAUGGUCUUGGUUUUUUAUGGAAGAAAAACAAAUUCUUUUUUUUAUGCAAGAUGGCAUUCACAUUGCCACCAAAUUUCGAAAUAGGUUGCUUUCUAAAACAGCAAAAAUGAAGAUUGGAUCUUAUUCAGUUGAUAUUCAAGAUGUAUUUGAUUUAAUUGAAUUAGAAAGUAAAGUUGAACACAAUUUAAUUAAAUGUGAUGUUGAUCCAAAAGAUCGUCAGAACUUCACAUCAUGCUUAAGAAUAUCUUCUGAAAAUGUUUUAAACUUAUUAAAGAAAAAUGAAAAAGCUACAGGAACAUAUGUAUACUUAUCUUUGUUACGGUUAAUUAUCAUCGGAUUUAUUGAGAGAUCAACAACAAUCCAAGAACGAUUACUUCAUGUAUGGACGGUUGUUUUUACUUGUAGGUUUUGGUUUUCAUGGAUACAGUAUUUGGAAUUAAAAGAUAAUCGUAAUAGUUCAGCAACACUAUCAGAUCUUAAAAAAAAUACUUUUAUAACCAAGCCAACUUUUUGGUGCAUCGAAAUAAAUGCUCAUUCUUUACUUUUUGUAAUUCUUCUAGUUAUUAAUAACAAAUUACCUAUUGAUGCACUUAAUACGUUUACUUUCAACUCACAGAUAUGUGAGAAUACUUUUCGAAUUGCACGUUCAUUAUCAGGUACAUUUUCGUCAAAUACAAAUUUUAGUGUAAAAUCAUUUUUAAAAAGAUGCGAAAAAAUAUCAAUAAUCAAUUCAAUUAAAAAUCGUGGUGGACAAAUAGGAGAUUAUCAGUUUUAUUUUCCACAACACCAUAAAAAUCGUAAAGAUACAAUUAAUUAUUCAAUAGGACAUGUUAAUGAAUUGAAUUUGACUGAAAAUGAUAUAGAAAUUAUUAUCAAAAAUGCAUUUGAAGCAGCUCAAAAGUAUGUUGCAAUGGUUAAUAUGACUCAAUUUUUGGAAAAAAAAAAUAUCUAUACAUUAUCAGGUUUAAAUACAUUUACAAAAACAAUUUUAAAUAAAUCAUUAUCAAAGAUUAUCGACUAUACAGUUGAUAAUAAUAGUUCCGAUGAAGAUUCUGAUGAAGAAAAUUGUUCUGAUGAAAAUGAUGUUUCGAAUGUAUUAAAUAAUGAAGAACAAUUAUCACCAAAUAAUACCGAUGAUGAAGAGGAAGGAAAUACAUUAGCAACUGAUGUUCCUGAUACAGCACAAAAAAAGUUCAAUGGUUGUCGUAUAUACGACAAAAUCAAUCCACAACAAUCAAAGAAAUAUUUUCGUAUACGUAUGGGUUCAUCAUAUAAAUUUAUACACAAACAAACGGCUUGUUGGUUACUUACAACAGAUAAACAACGAUCUUCAAGUGAUCGAUUACUACGUGUUCAGCAAUAA
Messenger RNA from Adineta steineri, 2529 nucleotides. The record is from the annotation of a GenBank genome assembly. NCBI's taxonomy places the organism in Eukaryota, Metazoa, Rotifera, Eurotatoria, Adinetida, Adinetidae.